Eleginops maclovinus (Patagonian blennie) is the source of this 1999-nucleotide messenger RNA. Its product is annotated as leucine-rich repeat-containing protein 43-like. The record is from RefSeq and is a predicted model, not a curated record. The coding region runs from base 62 to 1858 and encodes 598 amino acids. The transcript is spliced from 12 exons. Gene Ontology annotation, molecular function: protein binding. NCBI's taxonomy places the organism in Eukaryota, Metazoa, Chordata, Actinopteri, Perciformes, Eleginopidae.
ACCUGUGUUUCUUCUUAACAAAUACAUGUAACAUGCUAUAUGUUACCAAGUGGUAUUAGCCAUGUGCACAGAGAAACUUUCUGCUGUGUUGGAGAAGCAGAUUCGCCGCCUCUGUCUAAAUGACUUUCCAUGUGGAUAUGGAACCUGGAGAAAGAGCAGAGAUAGCACUGAAGAAGCAGGGACGGAGGAGACAGACGCCCUCCUCGACCUGCUGACCUGCCCUCACUCUCCGUGGCGGCUGGAUGAAUCCUGGAGCCCUCAGGCCUCGGCCCUCAGACAGCUGGCUGUGCUCCAACCUGAACGCCUGCACACAGACUUCAUCUACAGUUUUUUUACUACACUUCGUAUUGUGGACAAGGGAGUGUCAGAUAUUGAUGAUGGGCUGUUAAAGUUCUCAAAGCUGGAGGAAUUGGUGCUGAGUUCCAACAACAUUUCAGAAAUCCCUGCAGAAAACCUACCCAUCACUUUGAAGAUUCUGGAGCUACGUGCCAACCGCCUAUCUGCUCUAAACAGUCUCACCCACUGCCCCCCUCCUCACCUGGAGUACCUCGGCCUCGGCUCAAACUGUCUUGGCUCUGAUGACGACAUCUGUUAUCUUACAGGAAGACACUGGCCACAGCUAGUGUGUAUGGACCUUAGUCACUGUGAGUUUCAGGACCAGCAGGCCCUGCUGCACGCUGUGAGCACGCUCCCCUGCCUCAGGACGCUGGUGCUGGAGGGAAACCCUUUCACUCUGGCUCCCUCGUACCCAGGCUUCACUGUUGACACCCUCCAACAGCUCUCCUGCCUGGACGCCUCAUGGAUCUCCCCCGAGGAAAGACAUUGCUUUAGAGGCUUGGCCAAGAAGAGUGAUCUGAUAGUGGACCGGGCAUCAGCCAGAGUGAUUGUGGGCAGUAUGAGGGGAAUCCCAGACCCGCUGAUGAGUGAGGAUGGAAACACUCCUGAUUUCCCUGUCAUCACUUACAGCUAUUUUAUCACAUACGACUUCCUCGCUCAUCAAACCGUUAACCUGAAUUUUGACAGUGAGUCUAAAUUUGCAGCACAUGUAACAGAGGACUGCUUCAGUUCUGCCGGUCUACAAUCCAACAAAAGUUGUGAGAAAGAAUCGUCCAAACCCUACACGCAAGCAUUGACGGUGGUUACUGAGGAAACCUGCCAUGAUAUUGCCCAUGUGACAAGACAUAGCACAUCAAAGCUGAAAUGGUCAGACUGCAUUGACUUCAGUGACACAAAAACAUACGUUGUGAGUGAUCUGGGAGGCCUAAAACGAUUCUUCAGUCAAGGCCUUUAUCUGACGAUAUUGGAGGAAAAGGUUCUAUCAUGGCCUGCAGCCUCCGAAGAAGUCCCGGGGCCCAAACCAUGCCGAGCUGUAAAAGAAAAGAAAGGCGGUAAAGGGAAAGAAUCUCCAAUUAAAUCUGGUUCCACCAAAGAUAAGUCUAAAGACAAAAAGAAGAAAUCGGUGCCAGAGCUAGUGCAGGAGGCCUCCAUCCAAAGAACCAUUGGCUCUGUGCACGUCCCGCUGCAGAGUCUGGUGCAGAGAGGUGGGAAAGUGGACGUCCUCUGUGACUUUGGUGUUCUGCACGCUGAUACUGAGGUGGAAGCUGCGCAAACACUUGAAAAGGAUCUGGGCAAGAAAAUGAAAGAGGACAAGAAGAAGGAGAAAGAACCUAAGCGGAGAGCAGACAGCGGCACUAAACAGAAGAAUACAGCAGCUUCAAAAGGCAAAGGAAAGGGAACAAAGGACUGCGAGAUGGACGUGCAUCUUGAGUUGUUGACCGUGGAGUUUAAGGUGGAGCUGGAGAAAUGGCAGUGUGCGUCUGAAGCUCAUCAUCUCCUUCUCCCACAGCAGCACUCAUAAAAGAAAGAUUGGCAGCCAGGCUUACUUUCUUAUUUACAGUUUGACAUACUCAAAAACCAGGCCUGGUUAGAUUUCAGUCCAAGGUUUAAGUUUGACAAUUUAUUUAACCGACAAACAAAAAUAAAUGCUACUUUUCUUACG